AUGGUGAGUGAGAACGAUCUGCUUCUCCUCCUCCUCCUCCUCCGUUCUGUUCUGUCAUGUUGGCACGCUGGGAGGGUCGGGAAUCGGGACGCGGUGUUUUCUUUGGUCAUGCUUCGUGGUUUCGUUUCAGAGCUAGGGAACUGCGCGCAGGGGUUCAAUCAGAACGCCGCUAGUUCACCAGCAAGUUCAGCACACGCGUUAGACUUAAAUUCAGCAAAAGCAUGCAUCUGCCAUCUUCACGGCGCUCUGCUGCUUCUGCUGCUACGAGACCUGCGAGUGCUGCCUCGACUGCCUCUGCUGCUGCUGCAACUAGGCCGGGCUCCGGCUCCAGAGGACGGUCCAGAUGCAGAUGGAGAUCGCCUCCGUCUCUUCUACCUACCUAGUGAUGAUGAUGAUUCAGUUUCAGUAGCCUGCUUCCUUUAG
Messenger RNA from Miscanthus lutarioriparius, 423 nucleotides. The record is from the annotation of a GenBank genome assembly. Lineage: Eukaryota; Viridiplantae; Streptophyta; Magnoliopsida; Poales; Poaceae.